CGCCGCCCGCCCCAGUACCCUCGCCGAGCGCGACGCGACACCACGUGCGAUCGCAGCGCUGCCGGUUCAACGCGCCCUGUAAACACUGCAACGCCAGUUGCUGUUGCACUCCUUACUUCAAAACCGGUUCCGACUUUGUGUUUCCAGUGACAGACGUCGAUUGUGGUUUCCGUGAUCAGUGCCCGUUGUGACUACUUUCGUUAUGCCCGAAAUGGAAUGAGUGAAUUUUAUAAGUGGUUUUAAUUUUUUGUGACCCACAUGCGAUGAGUGCAUAUGCAUCAACUGAAAUUGGAUUACCUAAAAUUGUGAAUUGAUCACGUGGGCAGUGGAAGAUGGCGUGCAUAGAAAGGAGGCGAAUCUAAGCCACAAUGGCGGUAGCCCGCGCCGUCCUCGUCCUCCUGGCAUCGACGGCCCAAGCAUGGAUGCCAGACUCCAACGCACGUAUCCACGUCAAAUAUGGCGAUGAAACUUCAGAACAGUUUGUGGGCAACGCGACGGCGCCGCACCACUUCCGCAUUUUAGACAAGGAUAACCUAUCUAUUAUAGUAGGAGGCAGGAACACUGUUUACAAUCUCAGCCUCUACGACUUGUCAGAAAACGUUGAUCAGAGGUUAGAAUGGCAGUCAACGGAUGCGCAUCGAGAGCUGUGCCAACUGAAGGGCAAAUCAGCUGAUGAAUGCCAGAACUUCCCUCGAGUGGCCGCUCGGGCACACGGCCGUCUGCUCGUGUGCGGAACCAACGCCUUCAAACCCCUGUGUCGGCGGUAUGCAAGUCACUCGACGACCCAUCACCUAGAAGAGUUCGAUGGGUCAGGACGCUGUCCUUACGACCCUCAACACAAUUCCACAGCAAUAUAUGCUGAUGGUCAAUUGUACACAGCAACAGCUGCUGACUUUUCCGGAACCGAUCCCCUAAUAUACCGAGAACCAGUUCGAACAGAACGAUCAGACCUUCGUCUACUUAACGACCCAUCAUUUGUUGGGGCGAUUGCAACAACCAGCCACGUAUACUUCUUUUACCGCGAGACAGCAGUAGAAUACAUGAAUUGUGGAAAAGCCGUGUACUCCAGGGUAGCGAGAAUUUGUCUAAAUGACAAGGGAGGACCCCAUACUUUCAGCGACAGAUGGACAUCAUUUUUAAAGACACGGCUUAACUGUUCCAUGCCUGGAGAGUAUCCGUUCUACUUUGAUGAAAUUCAAGCAACAACUGAACUCAUUAGCGGCAUUUAUGGUGGCGGCGGUAAUAGAAACGACAUAGUAUAUGCUGUUUUUACAACACCCCAAAACGCAAUAGGCGGCUCAGCCGUGUGCGCUUUUGCAAUGAGAGAUAUCAUCGACGCUUUCGAAGGCCCAUUCAAAGGGCAAGAAAGUAUGAACUCCAAUUGGUUGCCAUUAGAAAAAGAAAAGGUCCCAUCACCGAGACCAGGCUCAUGCGUUGAAGACAGUCGAACGCUAUCAGACUCUGCUGUUAACUUCAUAAAGACUCACCCAUUAAUGAACAAAGCCGUACCCUCAUUUUUAGCACGCCCACUUCUCAUAAGAGUCAGUUUACAAUAUAGAUUCUCAGCAAUAGCCGUUCAUCCGCAAGUUCAAGCGAUGAAUGGCAAUAAAUAUGAUGUGAUAUAUGUCGGCACAGACGACGGUAGAGUAAUAAAAGCUGUGAAUGUAGCAUCUAAUGAAGGUGUAAUCGAUGGAAGUGAUGAGUACAACAGAAGUCCCGUGAGAACAGCAGUGAUUUCAGAAGUGCAGGUACUGCCACAAGGCGUGCCUAUAAAACAAAUGCAUGUCGCACUAACUACAGAAAAACUGAUAGUAGCAUCUAGUGAUAUCAUCAAAUCUAUAACUUUAUCACAUUGUGGAAACGUGCAAACAUGCCGGGAUUGUGUCUUGUUGCAAGACCCCCACUGUGCAUGGGACGCCAAGCUCCAACAAUGCUCAUGGGUUGGUAAUAGACAAUUCCCGAAUCCCGAGAGAUUCCUACAGAAUGUGGAGUAUGGAAAGACUGAUAUUUGUAAUAAGUUGCCACCUCUAUUCUCCGGGGAAAGGAAUGCUAAUAGAAACCCAGGUACGAAGAAGCCUGUACUACCUGAAUCCGAUAUACGUCAGAAGAAUGACGACAUUCAAAAUGAGAUAUUGAUUGAAGUUGUUGAAACAAACGUUUUAUCGGAAGAUAAACCCACCAAUAAUAAACAUGAAACAGAUUUACUAACAGUUGAAGCUGCCGAUGGAAAUAUCUACAGCGCGCAGGCGCUGCUCACUGCAGUAGUGGCAUCGUGUUUGGUCACACUUAUGGUGGGAUUCGUCAUCGGCUACCUAUUCUCACGGCGAUUUCGUCACCCAUUUUUUACCGAUACCUCACCGUUUAAUGAACAACACAAUCAUUUAAAUAGACUAAGCCCCUUGGAAACGCCACUAAAUGCAAAUUCAGCAUACAUGCCCACCCGAUCAAAAAACGUAAACAUGGUAGCAAAUGUUUGUCCACUUGCCAAGCAAGAUAACUUGCACAUGGAUUUGGGCAAAGAGCGCACGCUCGACCUAAGAAACUCAACUGAAUCGCUGGACAAGGACCUCAAGUGCGGAACCUUACAAAAAGUGAAAAAGACUUAUAUAUGAAAUAUACCCAAACAAACUAUGUAUGGAUCAAUAAAUAAGUGAUUGAGACAGUGUUUCUGCGCGUAGCGUGUGCCAAGUCUUUGCGUGCCUCGGCCAAGACAGUGAAUGUUCAGUGUGGUGUCCCUGUUGGUGUUUAUUAUGUAAAUAUUGUUGUUAUUAAUAAUUGUACAGUGCAGUUGCAUUAAGAUACUUUAUAUAGGUACAUAUUCUUUACUCUGGUAUGAAGAUUGCAUUUAAAUUAGUAAUCAUUUUGAAUCCACUGACUUAAUAUAGAAUGAACUGGCAAAAUACUGCUUCAUAAUAGCAUGUAUUCUUUAAACAACUUAUUUUUGCCAAUUACAGAAGUAGUAGGUAUUAGUUUUUUUUACAUUCCAUGAUUGUAUAGGUAAGUAUAAAGUAUUAAGGUCUCAGCACAGCUACCUACUGUAAAUAAAUAAAUAAAUAAAUGUGUAUAUAAUGAUAAAAUUAAGCCUAUACAAUCAAGGACAUAAGUCCUAAAUAGUUAGAUUAUGAUUUUAAUUAAUUGUAGCAAAAUUGUCCGAUUAAAUAGAUCUUGUUUAAAAUUUAAUUUGACAACCAUUAAAAUGUAUUUCAAUAUUGACACAAUAAUCGCGACAUAUUAUUUUAUAACUGUGUACGUAACUAAUGGCACUUAUUUUAGCAUUUACUCCUUAAAAUGUAAACAAUUGUAUAACUUUUGUGUAAUAAAUUGUUCUGACAUUAAAGUUCAAGCUAAAUAUUAUCUAUUAUAAGAAAAAUUGUUAAACUUACGUAAUUCACUUUUCAGAAAAGUAAAUUCUUAUUAAAGACAUCAUAUUGUUAAAAAGAAUGAAGUUAAAAUUAUAUUAUAGCAUAAAUUGCUGUGCUAAAUGCAUAGUGCCUUGUAGGUUGCCAAUUUAGUGCCUAAUGUAAUUUAGAAUACAUCGGGAAAGAGAAUAUUAUAAUUAUUGUGUUUUAGGCUGUUAUCUUCAGUUUACAUCAAAUGAACUGAAUCCAGCUUGACAAGCUUUGUAAAUAUAGAUAUAAACCAGAUUGAACUU
Messenger RNA from Ostrinia furnacalis (Asian corn borer), 3652 nucleotides. RefSeq names its product semaphorin-1A. The record is from RefSeq and is a predicted model, not a curated record. Gene Ontology annotation, cellular component: plasma membrane. Lineage: Eukaryota; Metazoa; Arthropoda; Insecta; Lepidoptera; Crambidae. The transcript is spliced from 10 exons. Gene Ontology annotation, biological process: neural crest cell migration; positive regulation of cell migration; semaphorin-plexin signaling pathway. The coding region runs from base 369 to 2612 and encodes 747 amino acids. Gene Ontology annotation, molecular function: semaphorin receptor binding; chemorepellent activity.